Molecule: messenger RNA, 2580 nt
Organism: Arvicanthis niloticus (Nile rat)
Lineage: Eukaryota; Metazoa; Chordata; Mammalia; Rodentia; Muridae
Gene: Aldh9a1
Product: aldehyde dehydrogenase 9 family member A1
Molecular function (GO): oxidoreductase activity, acting on the aldehyde or oxo group of donors, NAD or NADP as acceptor
Source: RefSeq, a predicted model, not a curated record
ACUGUCCCUUCCUCCCGGUGGCCUCUUACUGGGCUUUCCUUGAGUUCCCCACGCCCUCCCACUCACGGGCCACACCCCUCGAGGCCACGCCCCUUCGCGGUCCACUCUUGCCCAGCCAGCCGCGCCUCCUUCCCGGACCACGCCCUCUAGACUCCGCCCCUCUCCGCUCCCGCCCCUUCACCCCAGCCAUCCCCCGCGCGUGAUCUGCUGGGCUUCCGGACGCGCAGCGGGCUCAACAGAUGUUUCUCGGUGCAGUCGGAUCUGCGCUGACCUCGCUUCUCCGUAUUCCCCGGCCUGCAGCGGUCGUCGCCAUGAGCACUGGCACCUUCGUCGUGUCGCAGCCGCUCAACUACCGCGGCGGGGCCCGUGUGGAGCCGGUGGAUGCCUCUGGCACGGAGAAAGCGUUCGAGCCAGCCACCGGCCGAGUGAUAGCUACUUUUGCAUGUUCAGGAGAAAAGGAAGUAAAUCUGGCUGUUGAAAAUGCAAAGGCUGCCUUUAAGAUCUGGAGAAAGAAAAGUGGCUUGGAGCGCUGUCAAGUCCUCUUAGAGGCGGCCCGGAUCAUCAGGGAACGGAAGGAUGAAAUUGCCACUGUGGAGACCAUCAACAAUGGGAAGUCUGUAUUUGAGGCCCGCCUGGAUGUUGACACUUGCUGGCAGUGCCUGGAAUACUAUGCAGGGCUGGCUGCAUCCAUGGCAGGAGAGCACAUCCAGCUCCCAGGAGGGUCCUUUGGCUACACGCGAAGAGAACCACUCGGGGUGUGUGUGGGAAUAGGAGCGUGGAACUACCCCUUCCAGAUUGCCUGUUGGAAGUCUGCUCCGGCUUUGGCAUGUGGUAAUGCCAUGGUCUUCAAGCCUUCUCCCUUCACGCCCGUGUCCGCACUGCUCCUGGCUGAGAUUUACACCAAGGCUGGUGUGCCUCCUGGGCUCUUCAACGUGGUGCAAGGUGGGGCUGCCACAGGCCAGUUUCUGUGUCAGCAUCGUGAUGUGGCCAAAAUCUCCUUCACUGGAAGUGUGCCCACUGGCAUGAAGAUCAUGGAGAUGUCUGCUAAAGGAGUCAAACCCAUCACUUUGGAACUUGGGGGCAAAUCUCCUCUCAUCAUCUUCUCAGACUGUAAUAUGGAGAAUGCUGUGAAGGGGGCCCUGAUGGCCAAUUUCCUUACACAAGGACAGGUCUGCUGUAAUGGCACUAGAGUCUUUGUGCAAAAGGAAAUUGCUGAUACAUUUACAAAAGAGGUUGUGAAGCAGACUCAGAAGAUAAAACUUGGAGACCCACUUCUGGAAGAUACAAGGAUGGGCCCACUCAUCAAUGCCCCGCAUCUGGAACGGGUCCUUGGGUUUGUCAAGUCGGCAAAGGAACAGGGUGCUACUGUGCUGUGUGGCGGCGAGCUGUACGUCCCAGAGGAUCCUAAAUUAAAAGAUGGAUAUUACAUGACACCGUGCAUUUUAACUAACUGCAGAGAUGACAUGACGUGUGUAAAAGAAGAGAUCUUCGGACCAGUUAUGUCCAUUUUAACAUUUGAAACUGAAGCCGAGGUUCUGGAGAGGGCCAACGACACCACUUUUGGACUAGCAGCUGGCGUCUUUACCAGGGACAUCCAGAGGGCGCACAGGGUGGCAGCUGAGCUGCAGGCUGGAACGUGCUACAUUAACAAUUACAAUGUCAGCCCGGUGGAGUUGCCCUUUGGUGGCUACAAGAAGUCAGGAUUUGGCAGAGAGAAUGGCCGUGUGACGAUUGAGUACUAUUCACAGCUGAAGACAGUGUGUGUGGAGAUGGGAGACGUGGAGUCGGCCUUUUGAAAACCAGUGAUGUCGUCGUUCACCUCACCGUGGAAUGAGUUGACUGCCUUGACAGGCAGUGUAACUGAAUAGCUUCUUCCAUCCAGGCUUUGGGUCAUUAGUGUGCUAAUGGGUCAGUAUUGUCCUCUGUCUUGCAGUCACCUUCCCAAUUGGAAAUGUGCACACGUGCCUUUCAGAUGGUACCCGGGGGACCUGUUGUUCCAGCAAGUACCCCAGCCACGCACUGUUCAGACAUGUGAGGGCCACAGCUCUGCUCCUACACAUUUGUCCCACCAACAAUGGCAGCUUUCUAGUUUGCUUUAAAGAAGGCCCUCCUUCCUGGGUUCCUGGUGAAUCAGUAGACACACAUUCUUUGUUCAUUGACAACUAAAAAUCAAAUCCUUAACGCUUUUAUUUGGAGCUGGGCGGUGGUGGCGCAAGCCUUUAAUCCCAGCACUCUGGAGGCAGAGGCAGGUGGAUAUCCGAGUUCACGGCCAACCUGGCCUACAGAGUGAGUUACAGUCCAGGGCUACACAGAGAAACCUUGUCUUGAGAAGCCAAAAAUAAAUAAUAAAAUCUAAAAAGCUGUUAUUCGGAGAUGGUAAAGGCGUAAUACUUGUGGAAAAUGGAUUCAUUGGCAUUUAAAAAGCUAUGCUCUUCUUGACCAGCAGAUCAGCUCAGUGGGUAAGGUCUGAGCACGUAAGCCCAAUGAUUACCUCGGUUUUAUCUCCAGAACCCACAUCAAGGUGGUAACUCCUCCCCCGUAUCAUAUUAUGCACAAUAAUAAAAUCUUUCUCAAAUGCUG